Messenger RNA from Budorcas taxicolor (takin), 518 nucleotides. It is a transcript of the gene CST7, whose product is annotated as cystatin F. Bases 1 to 438 code for a protein of 145 amino acids. The transcript is spliced from 4 exons. Gene Ontology annotation, molecular function: cysteine-type endopeptidase inhibitor activity. Gene Ontology annotation, biological process: immune response; negative regulation of microglial cell activation; positive regulation of myelination. Gene Ontology annotation, cellular component: Golgi apparatus; late endosome; endoplasmic reticulum. NCBI's taxonomy places the organism in Eukaryota, Metazoa, Chordata, Mammalia, Artiodactyla, Bovidae. The record is from RefSeq and is a predicted model, not a curated record.
AUGCCUGCCGCCGGGGCGCUGCUGGCCGUCUGCGGCCUGGUCCUGAGUGUCUUGGGGAAGCCUUCGCCAGACUUUUGCUCCCAGAUCCUUAAGUCAGAUGUGAAACCAGGAUUUCCCAAGACCAUCAAGACCAACAACCCAGAUGUCCUCAGGGCGGCCCGACACAGCGCCGAGAGCUUCAACAACUGCAGCAAUGACGCCUUCUUGUUCCGGGAGUCCCGCAUCAGCAGAGCCCUUGUCCAGAUAGUGAAAGGCCUGAAGUUCAUGCUGGACGUGGACAUUGGCAGAACCACCUGCAGGAAGAACGGGCAUGCAAACCUGGAUGGCUGCGGCUUCCAGACCAACCGUACCCUGCAGUGGACCCUCAGCUGCUACUCUGAAGUCUGGGUCAUCCCCUGGCUACAGACUACCGAGGUGUCCAUCCUCCACUGUCACUGACCGCCGCCUCCCAGCUCUGUCCCUGCUGUCACCAGUCCUCGGGAACGGCAUCUGCCAGGAACAGAAUGGUGGCGCCAGGA